This is a messenger RNA of Leptinotarsa decemlineata (Colorado potato beetle), 1322 nucleotides long. RefSeq lists its product as uncharacterized. NCBI's taxonomy places the organism in Eukaryota, Metazoa, Arthropoda, Insecta, Coleoptera, Chrysomelidae. The record is from RefSeq and is a predicted model, not a curated record.
UUUGCAUUUCUAUUUGCUUUGAGAAUUUGUAGAGUAUGAAACAAAUGAAUUUUAUCUUAUUUUUCACAGUAAAUACAGAAAGCUGUGGAGUAAUACCAAAUUUAUCACACAAUUCUAUGGAAUUUGAUCCCAUAUCAGUAAUUAAAAAUUAUUAGUCAUUGGGCCCCACUGGACCUAGCUCUGAGUAACCUUUCCAGAAGGCUCUGGCUUAUCGAUCCAAUGUACAUUCAUCACUGUCGUAGGGGGCUCUAGGAAUACUGGCGGUCAAUGAGACUUGAGAAACGUAAGCUUAUUCAUUAAAUUUUGUGAUGAACUCUUCAAUUUUUUUUUCGGAUUUUCGGAUUGAAAAGCUUCAUAUACAAAAGUAGGGUGCUAAAGCCGGCCCUUAUCCUCCCACCAACCGUUUGACCUUGAAUGACGUCACUUGUCCUUGAUAUAUGUGCACAUGAUGUGACUUUGAACGUGAAGUUCGACCUUGACACUCGACUCUUCGAUGACCUUGAUAUUGCGUUGUUACGAAAUAUUACAGUAGGUAUUCGUGCAGUGAAUAUGGAAAUAAUUUCAAUAGGAGUGACAACCUGCGUCAUCAUCAGCGGGAUUCCUUUACUUGCUUGAGUAUCGAUCUGAUUUUUCUGUUGGAAAUAUAAUUCUUUGGAAGGCACAUAAUGCAUUAAAUCAGCUGAAUUUGGCGCCAAUUUCUGUGAUAGUUGAGUGAAAGUAUCAGGUCAGUAAAAUGAAAGGAGAAGGGGAAAAUUCACGCUUCAAUGAACAACAUUCAGCUAUAAAAGCUGUGGGAGUCAUCAAUCAGUUAUUAGUUCCAAUUUGUUUUGUGCUUUGCUGAAGAUGUUUCGUUUGUUUCCUGUUAUUGCCGCUUCCUGCUGUCGUAUGGUACCCCUACCUACGGAAAUAUGGGCCCUAAUAUUUAGGAUGUUGGACCCAUGUUCAUUAGUUGCUUCUAUCAGAGCCAAUCCGCAAUGGAUGGAUAUUUGCGUCGGAGAUUCUAUUCUGAGACAGAAAAUCCGAGAAGGAUUAGAACUGGAGAGAAAACACAAUCUGGAGGUUGUCAUAGACCCACGGACUACUGUCCAAACUUUUCGAUUGGGUAAUACCGAAAGGAUGUUUUCCCGCAAUAUGAGGAAAACGGUAGUCCAAGAGAGGUCACGAAUACAGAUUGAACCAAUUCCAGCAAAAAAGAGGAAAAUUUUAGUACAACUGAUUCCAAGUGAUCAGGAGAUGAAGACGAAGAGAGCUAGAAAGUGUGUGAAAUAUCGAUUAUAAAUGAUUGAUUGCAAAAUUCCAAACGUUUUUUGUGAUUCUGUGAU